CUUCAUUUUUCUUCUACACACUUCCAUUAUUUUCAAACGAUCUCUAAACGGUUGUUCAACCUCCCCUCCGACCGUUGACCCCGACCGCCGCCGUCCGUCGCAACCGAUAAAACCGCCCGUCGCUUCUCGCAGCCCGGAAAGCAAGAGAUAGAGAGAGAAAGAAAGAGAGAGAAUGACCUCCUCCUUGCUCGCUUCUCUCUCCUCCCUCGCGCCCUACCUCUUCUCCCUCCUCGCCUUCCUCGCCCUCCUCGAGCAGGUCUCUUACAUCAUCAAGAAGCGCUCCCUCCCCGGCCCGCCCCUCGUCCUCCCCUUCCUCGGCAGCGCCGCCCGCCUCGUCGCCGCCCCGACCGCCUUCUGGGACCGCCAGUCCCGCCUCGCCGCCUCCUCCCCGCUCGGCAUCUCCGCCAACUACGUCGUCGGCCGCUUCAUCCUCUUCAUCCGCGACACCGAGCUGUGCCACCGGGUCUUCGCCAACGUCCGCCCCGACGCGUUCCACCUCGUCGGCCACCCCUUCGGCAAGAAGCUCUUCGGGGAGCACAACCUGAUCUACAUGAUGGGCCAGGACCACAAGGACCUCCGCCGCCGCAUCGCCCCCAACUUCACCCCUAGGGCCCUCUCCACCUACACCUCCCUCCAGCAGAUCAUAAUUCUCAAGCAUCUCAAGAGAUGGGUCCAUCUCUCGUCGCCUCCGGCGGCGGCCGGUGAGACGCCGAAGGCCAUCGCGCUCCGGCUGCUCGCCCGUGACAUGAACCUCGAGACCUCCCAGACAGUCUUUGCUGGGCCGUACCUGAGCCAAAAAGCUCGCGAGAGGUUCAAUGUGGACUACAACCUCUUCAACGUGGGGCUGAUGAAGCUGCCCUUCGACCUCCCCGGGUCCGCGUUCCGGAAGGCGAGGCUCGCCGUGGACCGGCUGGUGGAGACGCUGGCGGGGUGCGCGGGGAAGAGCAAGGAGAGGAUGGAGAGAGGGGAGGAGCCGUGCUGCCUGAUCGACUUCUGGAUGCAGGAGACGGCGAGGGAGGUCGGCGCCGCGAGGGAGGCUGGGGAGGCGCCGCCGCCGCACUCGGGGGACCAGGAGAUCGGCGGCCACCUCUUCGACUUCUUGUUCGCGGCGCAGGACGCUUCCACCUCGUCGUUGCUGUGGGCCGUCACGCUCCUUGACUCGCACCCGCAGGUUCUUGCCAAGGUGCGCGACGAGGUCGCCGGAAUCUGGUCGCCGGAAUCGGAUGCGCUGAUCACCGGCGAACAACUGAGGGAGAUGAAGUACACGGAGGCGGUGGCGCGCGAGGUGGUGCGGUACCGGGCCCCGGCCACGAUGGUCCCUCACAUCGCCGGGGAGGAGUUCCCGCUGACCGACACCUACACCGUUCCCAAAGGCACCAUCGUCUUUCCCUCGGUGUUCGAGUCCUCCUUUCAGGGGUUCACUGAGCCAGAUCGGUUCGACCCGGAUCGGUUCUCAGAGGAGCGGCGAGAGGACCAGAUCCACAAGAGGAACUUCUUGGCCUUCGGGGCGGGGGCCCACCAGUGCGUGGGCCAGAGGUACGCGCUCAACCACCUGAUGCUCUUCAUCGCGAUGUUCGUGAUGUUGAUCGACUUCCGACGAGACCGGACGGAUGGCUGCGACGACAUCACGUACGUCCCCACGAUUUGCCCCAAGGACGAUUGCCGGGUCUUCCUAUCAAUGCGAUGCGCCCGGUUCCCUGAGCUCUCGUUGCAUUGACCCCAGGCCAAAAGGUCGAAAAUGCCCCGCCGGCGUCAAGACCCCCCAAAAGAAGUGUAUAAAAAGCGGUUGGAAUUCGUGGGUGGUACAGUGAUUGUUGGACUUCUCAAGGGUGUUUCAGUCAAAUGAAGCUCAAUGCUUCUUCAAUUUUUUUAAUUUUUUUUCUCUUUUUUAAUUGUUUAUUUAUUUAAGUAUUUUUAAUUUCGUCUCUAAUUCUGUGGGCAUUUCCAUACAUUGCCUUGACAGGUAGGGUUAUAUUGGAGGGGAGUGGCGUGGUGGUAUUGAUUGGCUUGGGUUGAUGUGUGGGGGGACAUUGGAAUUAUCAAUUGAAUUGAUAAAAAAAAAUAAAAUUAUUUCUUUCCCUC
Molecule: messenger RNA, 2082 nt
Organism: Eucalyptus grandis
Lineage: Eukaryota; Viridiplantae; Streptophyta; Magnoliopsida; Myrtales; Myrtaceae
Product: cytochrome P450 710A1
Exons: 4
Coding region: 173-1717 (514 amino acids)
Biological process (GO): sterol metabolic process
Molecular function (GO): heme binding; oxidoreductase activity, acting on paired donors, with incorporation or reduction of molecular oxygen; monooxygenase activity
Source: RefSeq, a predicted model, not a curated record